UUGGAUUCGAACGCGCGUCCGGCGAGGGGCGGCGGCGCAGGCGCAGUGCGCGGCGGGGCGGCGCUGCCCCCUAGCGCCGGGGUGCGGGAUGCCGGGCGAGGAGGAGGACGAGCCCGCCGAGCCGGGGGCCGGGGGCGCCGCGCCCCCCGCGCCCUCCCCGCCGCCCGAGGACGGGGACACCCGGCAGCGCUACGAGGAGCUCUGCAGCAGCCUCAACAUGGACGAGCGCGCCCGCUCCGAGGCCUGGCUCAGCUACCAGAGCAUGAAGCGCAACUACACCCUGGAGGGCAAUGAUCUGCACUGGCUGGCGUGUGCCUUGUACGUGGCUUGCAGAAAAUCAGUUCCAACUGUGAGCAAAGGGACAGCUGAGGGAAAUUAUGUAUCCUUAACAAGAAUUUUGCGUUGCUCUGAACAAAGCUUGAUUGAGUUUUUUAACAAGAUGAAAAAAUGGGAAGACAUGGCAAAUCUACCCUCACAAUUCAGAGAAAGAACUGAGAGAUUAGAGAGAAACUUUACUGUUUCUGCAGUCAUUUUUAAGAAGUAUGAGCCCAUUUUUCAGGACAUUUUCAGAUAUCCUCAAGAAGAUCAACCUCGGCAACAGAGAGGAAGAAAACAGAGACGGCAACCGUGCACUGUGACUGAAGUUUUCCAGUUUUGUUGGGUGCUCUUUGUUCAUGCAAAAGGUAAUUUUCCUAUGAUCAGCGAUGACUUGGUCAAUUCCUACCAUCUCUUGUUAUGUGCUUUGGAUCUGGUGUAUGGAAACGCUCUCCAGUGUCCAAACCGUAAAGAACUUCUGAAUCCGAAUUUUAAAGGCUUACCUGAAGACUUCCAUAGUAAGGAUUACAAAGUAUCAUCUGAUCCCCCCUGCAUCAUAGAAAAACUGUGUUCAUUACAUUAUGGAUUAGUUUUAGAAGCAAAAGGCAUAAAGGAACAUUUUUGGAAGCCAUACAUUCGGAAACUUUUCGACAAAAAGCUUUUGAAAGGAAAAGAUGAAAAUCUGACUGGCUUUCUAGAUCCUGGGAACUUUGGAGACAGCUUCAAAGCCAUCAACAAGGCCUACGAGGAGUACGUCUUGUCAGUAGGAAACCUCGACGAGAGAAUAUUUCUCGGGGAGGACGCAGAUGAAGAAAUCGGGACUCUCACGAGGUGCUUAAAUACAACUUCAGGAAUAGAAACAGCCGAACGCGUACAAGUGAAGCACAAUCUGCAGCAGCACUUUGACAAGUCCAAAUCACUUAGGAUUACAACCCCACUUACUGGCCGCAAGUAUAUUAAAGAGAGCAACCCAUAUGUGACACCUGUUUCCAUAGCAACGUACAGUCUGAGCCGCCUUCAUACGAUGCUGGCAGGACUGAAAAAUGCCCCCAGUGAAAACCUGGAGCAAAUACUCAGGUCAUGUUCCAGAGAUCCUUCUCAGUCCAUUGCAAACAGAGUGAAAGAAAUGCAUGAAAUAUACUGCCAGAGCACGCAGGCUGAAGGAGAAUUCAGUCAUUUUUCCAAAGACGUUGCCAGCAAACAUUUCCGUCGUGCUGAGGUGCUGUACUACAAGGUCUUGGAGUUGGUCAUUGAGCAAGAGAAGAAGAGACUGGGGGACGCUGAUUUAUCUGCAAUUCUGGAGCAGGAUGUGUUUCACAGGUCUCUGCUGGCGUGUUGCCUCGAGAUCAUUAUCUUCACCUACAACCCGCCUGGAAACUUCCCCUUCAUCACCGAGAUAUUCGACAUUCCAGUUUAUCAUUUUUAUAAGGUGAUUGAGGUUUUUAUUAGAGCAGAGGACGGCCUUUGUCGGGAAGUAGUGAAACACCUUAAUCAUAUUGAAGAACAGAUCUUGGAAAGUAUGGCAUGGAAACAGGAAUCCAUUCUGUGGGACAGGAUCAGAGACAAUGAAAACAAAGUUCCCAGCUGUGAAGAGGUAAUGCCACCUCAGUACUUUGAGAGGUCUGCUGGGAACAGUGUUGUGGGUUCACCGUUGACACCAAGAAGAAUAAACGAGGUUCGUGCCGAAACUGGAGGGCUGGGCAAAGGCCUCUCCUCCUCUCCCACCACCCUGUACGACAGAUACAGCUCCCCCACAGCCAACCCCACAAGGAGGCGGCUGUUUGUGGACAAUGACAACGCCUCCGAACCUGGAACUCCCGUACGUGUCCCCCAGCAGCCGGUGGUGAACACGGUGCCGGUGCAGAACGUGAAUCCCGAGGCCAUGUCAGUGACACCGGUGCCCGGCCAGACACUGGUGACAGUGGCAACUGCCACCGUGACAGCCAAUAACGGGCAAACUGUUACCAUACCCGUACAAGGUAUAGCCAAUGAAAACGGAGGGAUCACUUUCUUCCCGGUGCAAGUGAACGUGGGCGCGCAGCCCCCGGCCGUCCCGGCGCCCAUGCAGCCGCUGAGCACGCAGGCUCUGGCCGCGCCGCUGCCCGGGGCCGCGCUGCAGCUGCCGGGGCAGGUGACGGUGCAGCAGGUCCCCGCGGGGGAGCACAGGCAAACCCAGCAGCUCCCCAGCGCCGCGGCCCUCAGGCCUCGCAGGAUGGGCUCGCUGUCGCUCUUCUUCAGAAAGGUCUAUCAUUUGGCCAGUGUCCGUCUGCGAGACCUUUGCGCCAAACUCGAUAUAUCCGAUGAGCUGCGGAAAAGGAUCUGGACGUGUUUUGAGCAUUCCUUGGUGCACUGCCCCGAAAUCAUGAUGGACAGACACCUGGAUCAGCUGCUGAUGUGUGCCAUCUACGUGAUGGCUAAGGUUACUAAGGAAGACAGAUCAUUUCAGAACAUCAUGCGCUGCUACCGGACACAACCACAAGCCAAGAGUCAUGUCUAUCGGAGCGUCCUGAUCCGAGGCCGGAGACGCCGCCGCUCUGGCAGCAGCGACAGCAGCAGCCAGCAGAACUCACCGACGGACCGGAGCAAGGAGAGGAACAAAGAGAAAAGCAGCCGGGACGGCAGCCCCGUGAUGCGCUCCAGCAGCACCCUGCCCGUGCCGCACCCCGGCUCCGCGCCCCCCACGCCCACCCGCCUCACCGGCCCCAACAGCGACACGGAGGAGGAGGAGCGGGGGGACCUCAUCCAGUUCUACAACAACGUCUACAUUGAGCAGAUUAAAGAGUUUGCCCUCAAGUAUACUUCAAAUGCCACGGACUCUCCGCCGCUCUCGCCGUACCCGUUUGUCCGGCUCGGCUCCCCGCGCAGAGUGCAGCUGUCCCAGAACCACCCCGUCUACAUCUCGCCGCACAAAAACGAGUCUGCUCUCUCUCCUCGAGAGAAGAUAUUCUAUUAUUUCAGCAGCAGCCCAUCUAAGCGGCUAAAGGAAAUAAACAGCAUGGUCAGAACUGGAGAGACGCCAACAAAGAAGAGAGGCAUUCUCUUAGAAGACGGCACCGAAGCGCCGGCGAAGCGAAUCUGCCAGGAGAAUCACACUGCCCUGUUACGCCGACUGCAAGACGUGGCGAACGACAGGGGCUCUCACUGAGACAGCAUCGCCCUCUCAGCGCGUCACACGGACUCGCAGGCCCUGCCAAGGGCCCCUGUCCCCUCUGCGCCCGUGCCGUCCCCACCAGCCCACGCGGAGCCCCUGGCCUGUGGGGAAGGGCAGGAACAGAAGGACAAUCCCGUGGGGACAGCGAGGAGACACAUCCCACCCCGCGCUCAGCCGAGCCCGGGCAGGCCAGGCCGCUCCUGGUGCGUGUCCCACAGCAGCUGAGGAGCUUUUCGGUGCGGAGAGCACAUCCUGAACACCGCUCGCUACCUUCCGUUUGCAACCGGUACUUACACCCGACUGCUCUCACCAGUCCCCUUACACUGCUUUUACCAGCGCUUUACCGUUUCCGUCUUUGGAGUAGAAAGUUGUACGUGCGUCAGACACGGGAGCAUCGCACGGAGACAACUAUAUUACAAGAGAAACCUCCACAAAAAUGGUGACUGACAAGCAAUAUUCCAGCAGAGUCUGGAUCUGCUUGGGAAGGGAAGGUGGGAAUCACCUUUUUAAGCCCCAAAGGACACUGCCUAGUGGAUCCUGUCUAUAUUCAGGAUCUUCCAUGUGCCCCUGAACACCAUCAUGUUAUUUUGCUUCAAAGUUUGGGCACCUUGCUGUGUAAAGGUAGAGAAUUCUGGCUGUGCAUUGUUUUUAGCUGUGCAAUGUUUUAAAGUGAACUCACGUUCAAAAGGUGGCACUUUUGGUAGGGCUGUGAAGCAUCAUUUUUAAGGCAGAUUAGUUUUGCUGUAUAUUUGCAAUGGCACUUUCUAAAUGUGAAUAUUUGUUUUCAGAGGCUGAUUUCAGAUAUCUUUCUGUAUUUGAAGCGAUUUGACUUUUGUAUUUAUUUCCAAAUUGACAGCCCAUAGCUCCCCUCUUCAGCAAACGGCAUUAAGAGUUCCUGUUAAACUGAUGUACACGCAGCAAUGAAUGCGGGAAGCUGGGGACGUUUGCUUUUUAAAAGGAACUUUAUACCCUUGUAACGUUUCUCCGGAUUGCUCUUCCCAAGAGUCAGGAACGGCAACCACAUGGACUCGGCUUUUCGGUUUGUUUUUAAAGGAUGGGGUUUGGGUUGGUUUUUGGUUUUUAAAUGCAUUAAAUCAGGCUGCCCGGGAGAAAUUGCUCCCUGACUAACAGGAUGAGAAAGUGGUGCAUAUAUGAGACUUACUAGUUGUUUUCAUUUUUAAAAUACUUGCAAAAUACCAGUCUUAUUAAGAAAGCAAUUAAACACACUAAGAGCUGCUGCAGUAGACCAGUUUGCUGCCUUUCAGUGGCAGAACUGGGGACACUGGCGGCGUUAGUGUGAAAUGUAGCACACUCGGAUUCUCCACGUUUUUCUAAGAAAGCAAAAGCUAAAAGCUCUGUGUUUGCAGUCAUUCCUGCUCCUCUGAAUAAUCGGAACGUUUAGGACUUAAUGCCACUCAUUGUAAAUUCAAUUAAAGGUAGAGAAAAACAUCUUUCAUUCUUACCUGCGUAAUGAGAAGGCUGAUGUUGAGAAACUGUGUAGAUGUUUCUGUAAAAAUAUUUAUGAAACUGUCAGACAAUUCCUGCUACUCUGUACCAUUAACAUUUACUUUGUAUGAAAAUAUCGCAAGUGUAUUUUUCAAUAAAGAAUUUAUAAACUCACAA
Columba livia (rock pigeon) is the source of this 5089-nucleotide messenger RNA. It is a transcript of the gene RBL2, whose product is annotated as RB transcriptional corepressor like 2. Gene Ontology annotation, biological process: cell differentiation; regulation of transcription by RNA polymerase II; negative regulation of G1/S transition of mitotic cell cycle. The coding region runs from base 89 to 3460 and encodes 1123 amino acids. The transcript is spliced from 22 exons. Gene Ontology annotation, cellular component: transcription regulator complex; chromatin; nucleus. The record is from RefSeq and is a predicted model, not a curated record. Gene Ontology annotation, molecular function: RNA polymerase II transcription regulatory region sequence-specific DNA binding. NCBI's taxonomy places the organism in Eukaryota, Metazoa, Chordata, Aves, Columbiformes, Columbidae.